This is a messenger RNA of Acaulospora colombiana, 1449 nucleotides long. Lineage: Eukaryota; Fungi; Glomeromycota; Glomeromycetes; Diversisporales; Acaulosporaceae. The record is from the annotation of a GenBank genome assembly.
AUGGAUAUUGGUUCGUUGUUGAAUUCGGAUGAGGAUGAAAGUUCGUCGAAAUUUUCGUUUGCGGCGGAAAACGAAAUUUAUGACCCACUGGUAGAAGCUCACACCAUCCUUCGACUGCUUAACUGUCCGCUAUGCGGUAGAUUACUCUCGGAUCCCGUCACCUUUCACUGUGGAAAUACAUUUUGCCGUGGAUGCUUACCGGCUAAUAUGACAAAUCUUAGGUUUCGAUGUCCAAUCCAAGGAUGUGCUCGGUGGCAUAGUGCCGACGUCGAACCAGAUGUUUCAGUGAGAAAGUUGACCGACAUAUGUCGAAGGGAGAUGCCAGAGUUGAUCCCUCGCGCCACGCAAAGUAGCGUUCGAAUGAAUUCACAGUAUGAGGGCGAUGAGUUCCAGUUUUUGGAGCAACACUUUAAUGAUGAAUGCCCGAGCUCUUCUGACGAAGAAUUUUGUUUUUACCCUGGGAAAUCGGUCUCACCGUGUAAUAAUCCCGGAACUAAUUCCGGCAACACACAACACCUUAAUUUGAUUCGCCUUAAGAAUUUGCUAGAACAGGAGUUGGAAUGCCAAGUCUGUUACCAACUAUUCAUCGAUCCCAUAACUACUCCUUGCGGUCACACUUACUGUAGGCCCUGUCUAACGCGAUCACUGGACCAUAAUGACCAAUGCCCUUUAUGUCGACGUCAUCUUCGUGGCUAUGAUUACUUCUUUAGCAAUCCGAUCAACAAGACAAUCGCAACCUUCAUAACCUCCCUAUAUCCAACCCUGUAUGCUGACCGACGGCAUUCUGCCGAGAGUAGACUUUAUGAUGACAUGCAGGAUGUUCCAAUAUUCAUCACCUCCCUCACCUUCCCAAAGAUGCCUUGUUUUUUAGAAAUAUACGAACCGAGGUAUAGAUUGAUGAUCAGGAGAUGUAUGGAAUCGAGGCAGAGACGGUUUGGCAUGAUGCUAAAACAAGAUUCCGACUAUGGAACGAUGUUGGAAAUUCGGUCAAUCGAGUUCUUAAACGAUGGUCGAUCAUUGGUGGAGACAGUUGGGACGUAUAGAUUCCGUUUGGUCGAAAGGGGAAUGAGGGACGGUUACACUGUAGGAAGAAUCGAAAGGAUAGAUGAUAUUGAUCCCGAGCAAGAACUGGAGCAAGAGAGGGAUGCCAUAAGAGCAGCCGAUAUUAACAACGCUAAUCCCGCCAAUCCUCGCAUACACGAACCAACGAUCUCCGAAUUAAUCAGUAUAUCCCGAGAUUUCAUCGACUCACUGAGAAAUGGAUCGGCUACAUGGCUCUUGCAGCGUCUCAACUCCACCUACGGAGACAUGCCGGAUGACCCCUCCGAUUUUUCUUUUUGGAUUGCUUCGGUAAUUCCAAUAGAUGAAAAUGAAAAAUAUAAAUUGCUGGAAGAAAAAUCGUCUCCCGACGCACUUCGUAUCGCACCACCAGAGUGCAAGUUGAAAUGA